GUCGUAGCAAUGGACACUUGGCAAAGUUGCAUGAUACGACUACCCCAAGUUGACGAACAGAUCGUUUGUCAAUGGAGAGUCAAAGCAGCUGAGUUGAGUUUGGAACCGACUUUGGCAUCGCCAUUCAACACACUAGACCUUCUCUUUACGACAACGCAUGAAGACGUCUUGACUACAGAACUUUUUGUUGAGUCUCUAGACGAACAUAGUCGACGCAAAAGUAACGGCCUAGGCAAUCUUUCGAAAACCCCCAUGGCUCUCAUACUCUCACAUCUAGAGUCACGAUCAGAAAAUCCAGGGUUCAGCGAGUUGGCCAUAAAAUUAUUGAUUCCAGCCGAGAGGGGAUAUGUUGUCUGCUCAAAUAUCCUCUCCCAACGUAUGGCCGGCUGCGAGCAUGUACAAAGCAUCCAGGAAUUUCUUGAACCGUUCGAAGAAAUAACCCACGAAUGUCUUUCUUCCGCCAACCCUGAAAGAUUUCGGCAGUUGAUACACAGUGCAUCAGGUGGAAUUGUUCUACAACGGAGCACAACGUUGUCACCGAUUGAAGUCCUAGGUUUCAUUGACAGCCAGUUGGCCAUCCGAAUGUCAAUUCCAUGGGUGCUACCUUCAACUCCGCUGAGGCAGGUAGUUGUUGCACUAGGGCACCAUAGAGUCCAAUCAAUGGAGAUGUUCUAUGCCGCAGCUCAAAGUCUUGGAAUUCGGUUACUACUCGUGGACAGUAAUGACGACAAAAGCCAUUCCCACUGUCGGGACGGAAUUAUAACAGUUGACAUGACGUUCGACAACGGAUUGCAACCCCGAAUAGUGGAAGCCCUACAGAGCCAACCAGAGAUCAUCAGUGGCAUCGUUGCUUACAGAGAUCAACUUCUGGUAACAGCGGCGAGAGUGGCGGAGAAGCUAGGGCUACCAACUUCGCCUCCAUCGGCAGUUGCGGUAUGUGUCAAUAAAUUCGCAAUGAGGCUGAGAGAAAUGACAAACUGCUCUCAACUAUUGUACGCUCGAGAUCUCCAUCACCUGAAGGAACAAGUUAAUUCGCACCCAAAGGCUUUAGAAUUUCCACUUGUGGUAAAGCCGUGUGAAGGCCAGGGCUCCGUCGGCGUAUCAAAAGUCACCAAUAUGGAACAGCUCUUUGAUGCCGUAACGGGAAUUGAAAAUUAUGGUAGCAAGUCUGGGGUCAUGGUUGAGAACUACAUUGAUGGGCCUGAAAUUGAUGCCAAUUUCGCCAUUUUGGACGGAGAAAUUUUAUUCUUCGAAGUUGUUGACAAUUUCCCGUGCACAGCAGACGAGAAGGGAAACAGAAAGACCGACUCGUUCCUAGAACGUGACAUGGUGUACCCUUCUGGUCUGGGCGAGACGGAAAUUCUUGUGAUAAGGGACGCAAUACAGCGGUUGCUGGUUGAUAAUCUAGGCUUUCGAACAGGUGUUUUCCACGUGGAGGCCCGAGUCUGUGGGUCGAAUAUGCAAUAUACAGUAGAAGAUGGCAUCACGGAUCUCCGCCAAAACCACCAUUCUCGGCUAGUAUCCCCAAGUCUAUUUAUCCUGGAAGUCAAUGCGAGAUGUCCCGGAGUAGCUGGUGUUUAUCCUACGGUAUAUACUUAUGGAGUUGAUUUUGCGACUCUUUGGCUUCUCUCUGCAACAGGAGACUCCCGGAGACUACGAGCCUUGUCACAGUCAUACCUCAACGGCCCACAGCUCUGGUGCGAUCUUGUGCCAAUCACUGUGACUCGUGGCGGAACUCUUGACAGCGAUGAUAUAAUAGAUGAACUGCGGCAACGUCGGCCGGACCUUACGGUACAUGUUUCUAACACCACAUGUUUCUAUCGGCGUGGCGAUAUAGUCCCCGAGCCUUCCGUAACAAACUUAACGGGUAUCAUUGCGGAAUUUGUCUGUUUUUCUAGGAGAAGUAGGGGAGACCUAUUAUGUAUUGUGAAUCAGAUUCGACAAGAAGUCCGUAUUCGCUGGAAGUAAAUAGGAUUCAAACCGUUUAUCACGAAGAAAUCCAUCGAUUGGAUAUCAGUG
Messenger RNA from Hyaloscypha bicolor E, 2019 nucleotides. RefSeq lists its product as uncharacterized. The transcript has 2 exons. Gene Ontology annotation, molecular function: D-alanine-D-alanine ligase activity; metal ion binding; ATP binding. Bases 10 to 1968 code for a protein of 652 amino acids. The record is from RefSeq and is a predicted model, not a curated record. Lineage: Eukaryota; Fungi; Ascomycota; Leotiomycetes; Helotiales; Hyaloscyphaceae.